Messenger RNA from Nasonia vitripennis (jewel wasp), 798 nucleotides. RefSeq names its product nudix hydrolase 8. Gene Ontology annotation, molecular function: ADP-ribose diphosphatase activity; NAD binding; NADH pyrophosphatase activity. NCBI's taxonomy places the organism in Eukaryota, Metazoa, Arthropoda, Insecta, Hymenoptera, Pteromalidae. The transcript is spliced from 3 exons. Bases 1 to 798 code for a protein of 265 amino acids. The record is from RefSeq and is a predicted model, not a curated record.
AUGGCUCAACAUCAAGAGAAUUGUUUUUGUGGGCAAGUUGAUCGAUACAACGGCAUCACCGUUGACUCUAAGACCGAGCCCUGCGACGUCGCCUUGUUUCCCGAGCGACUUGAAGCGUCUUUAAAUCAAUGGGCGAAAGAUAAAAGACGGACGAUAUGGUUCCGGGUGGAUCUGAAUCAGAGCUACUGGAUACCAGAGCUGACAAAGAGAGGAUUUCAGUUCCAUCAUGCCAAGCAAGAACAGGCUACCUUGUACCGAUGGCUUCCUGAAGUGGAGAUGUGCAAUGUGCCUCCCUACGCUCACACGAACUUGGGUGUGGGUGCUGUGGUUCUGAACGAGGAAACCAAGGAGAUUCUUGUUGUCAGAGAGAGGCAUAGUAUUGCUAGCACACACUGGAAACUGCCAGGGGGCUACGUAGAGCCUGGAGAGGAUAUGACCACUGCGGUGGAGAGAGAAGUGCUUGAGGAAACUGGAGUCAUAGCCAAAUUUAAGUGCAUGUUGGCAUUCAGACAUGCACACCGAUAUGCCUUUGGUUGUUCAGAUAUUUACACUAUCUCUUGCUUGAUUCCGCAGACUUUUGACAUUGUCAAGUGUGACAGGGAGAUUAGCGAAUGCAAGUGGAUGAAAUUAGAUGAAUUUAUAUCACAUCCACAUGUUCAUGACAACAACCGGUUGUUGGCUAGUAAAGUAAUGGAAUAUCUGGAACAUGGCAUGGGCAUCACUGUGACCCAAGCUAUACACCCAAUAAACAAGAAACCAAUAAGUGUCUACAGCGUAGCUGACACAAAAGAUUCUUAA